Molecule: messenger RNA, 2142 nt
Organism: Aspergillus wentii DTO 134E9
Lineage: Eukaryota; Fungi; Ascomycota; Eurotiomycetes; Eurotiales; Aspergillaceae
Product: cation diffusion facilitator family transporter
Exons: 2
Coding region: 265-1752 (495 amino acids)
Biological process (GO): transmembrane transport; monoatomic cation transport
Cellular component (GO): membrane
Molecular function (GO): monoatomic cation transmembrane transporter activity
Source: RefSeq, a predicted model, not a curated record
UCGCCGUCGGAUCCGCAGCCGGAAUCGUCAGCGCAUGUCGGAUCGCCUCUGCCGGAUUAGUUAUGAGGAUACAGAAGGGAUCAAUUCUCUUCCAUGUUGAUCGCAGAGAGGCUGAAUGAUGGACAAGAACAGCUUCAUCAUCUCCAGUAAUAUCACGGCCACAAUCUAUAGCCUGUCCUCCGCCGUGGCUGCUUGUUCACUGCCCUCUUUUACCUCUCGCGUGCCUCAAUAAUCUUCGCCCCCUCCGAGAGGUGCGUUGCCCUGAUGCCGCUGACGAAGCCCCUGCGGUGCAGGGCCCGUCCAUCACCAUCUUCACCAGCUUUAUUACUCUCCUCGUCGUCGUCAACCCUCCGCUGUGGUCCCUUACGAUCCCACGGUGUCUCACUUGUCGCUCGUGCGCCAGCCCAGCUCCGUGUCCUCCGUACAUCGACGAUCUCCUCGCGUCUUAAGAAGCCCGGCCUUCCCUCCUCUUCCUCCAAUGUCAUCACACCGUGUCCUAUAAUCACCUCAACACCCACCACAACUACAACACUUCCACUUAUGGCUGCUCAAACUCGAAGUCAUGGUGGGCACGGUGGCCACCAUCACCACCAUCACCACCACCAUGAUAAUGUCUACCUGACUUCCACCAACACACACGACGCUGGCGUGCGCAUCACCCGGAUUGGCCUGGUCGCCAAUCUCGCCAUGGCGAUUGGAAAGUUCAUCGGAGGAUAUAUGUUUCAUUCUCAGGCUCUCGUUGCAGACGCCUACCACGCGCUCACCGAUCUCGUGUCAGAUUUCCUGACGCUAGGGACGGUCGCUUACUCGCUCAAACCCCCUUCGGAACGGUUCCCCAACGGCUACGGAAAAGUUGAAAGUAUCGGCGCGCUGGGCGUGAGUGGACUGUUACUUUGCGGAGGUGUGUUUAUGGGUUUGAAUGCGAGCCAGGCCUUGUUGAGUCAGGUUUACCCUGAGGCAGCGGAAAUGCUGGCUCAUUCAGGGGUUCUGGGACAUGGUCACUCGCACAGUCAUGGGGUGGAUAUUCAUAGUCCCAAUGUCAAUGCGGCGUGGAUUGCUGGAGGGUCUAUCAUUGUGAAGGAAUGGUUGUACCAUGCUACCAUGAAAGUCGCAAAUGAACGCAAGUCGUCUGUGCUCGCCUCCAACGCUAUCCACCACCGCAUCGACUCGCUUACAAGUAUCGUGGCGUUGUUUACUAUCGGUGGGACUUAUUUGUUCAGAGACGCCUCCUGGCUGGAUCCCGUGGGCGGACUGCUUAUUUCGUUGAUGGUUAUCAAGGCUGGAUGGGGUAACACUGCCACCUCGCUUUUGGAGCUCGCCGACACAACGGUGGAUGAUGAUAUCAAGGACUCCGUGCGCAAGGCUGCGUCCAAGGUCCUCACGAAAACCAUCGAUGGCGACAUCGUUCACAUUCGGGAUGUGCAGGGUCUGAAAUCUGGACAGAACUACCUCAUGGAGGUUGAAUUGGCACUGCCGGGCGACUGGUCCGUCAGUCGGUCCCGCGAGAUCGAGGAGGCUGUGCGAACCGCAAUCGGCACACAGGUUCGUGGUGUCAAGCGAGUUAAGGUCCGAUUUGUGCCUCUUGACCACGAACAAAAUACGUUUGCCGAAGAGUUCAUUCCCCAGGAACUCAGUUCACAAGCCAACCCCGAGCCGGAGGCUGGGGAAUCCGACGCAGAACACGAAUCCCAUUCACAUGAUGACCACGACCACCACCACGACCAUGAGAACAACACUCGCAAGCGGCGCUGAAGAGCAGAGAUGACUUGUCUUUUGUAUAUGAAUCGGCCAACGCCUUGGCGGUUAUUUUGAUUAUCAACCAUUUUCCUUCUGGUCAUCUUUUCGGACCUCAGCCAACGUGCAUAUGAUACCCCCGGGAUGGUGGCGAGAAGGAGAGGAAUCAUUGCUGUACCGUGGGAAUUGUGGUUACAAGUUCGCAAGGAGAUUUGCAACCGGUGAAGAGAAGAUCGGUUGGAGACCUUGGAUCGGAUAAAACUAGAUUAUCCGCUGGGUUAUUGCUGCAUAUUUGGAUAGCUGUGGCAUGUCCUUUGGAAAUAGAUUCACCUAUACAUAUACAAAAUCUAUACAAUUCAUACAUUCACUAUGCAUAAAGUAUGAAUAUCUCAAUUAACUCCAGGAAUA